GUGACACUGAGACCAGCAGCCGUGGUGGGAUUGAGGGGGACAAAGCAGGAGCAGAACAUGGACUAUCCAACAAGCGCGCUCGAGCCAAGACCAGCGUAGGGAAGGAUCGGCUGUCGCUGGGAAUGGAGACCGGAGAGGGCAGCAUCUCUCCCGGCGACGAGCGCUCACUUGCAUCGUUCGAUAGCAGGAUGCCUGCCAGCACCUCCUUGGCGUUUUCAGACCUGACUGAGGAGUUAAUGGACGGGAUGCAUGAGGAAUUAAUCAGGGAAAUUGAAGAACUAAGAUCGGAGAAUGAUUAUUUAAAGGACGAAAUGGAGGAGCUCCGGUCUGAGAUGCUGGAGAUGAGAGACAUGUAUAUGGAGGAGGAUGUUUAUCAGCUUCAGGAGCUCAGACAGCAGCUGGAUCAGGCAAACAAGAACUGCCGCAUCCUGCAGUACCGCCUUAAGAAGGCAGAGAGACGCAGCAUCCGUGUGGCUCAGACCGGACAGGUGGACGGAGAGCUUAUUCGCACACUAGAGCAAGAUGUCAAGGUGGCUAAGGACGUGUCCAUCCGUGUUCACAACGAACUUGAUGCUGUGGAGAAGAAGAGAUCUCGUCUGGAGCAGGAGAAUGAGGAGUUGAGGGUGAGGCUACAGGAACUGGAGGUGGCCAAACAGGUCCUGCAGGCAGAGAUGGAGAAAACCAGAGAGAAUGCUUUGAAGAAGAGGGCUGCCAGGCCAAACAAUAAACCUGAUAAAAAAGCAUCAUCUCAGCUUCCAGAGGACAGUUCCGACCUAAAAUGCCAGCUCCAUUUCGCCAAGGAGGAGUCAGCCCUCAUGUGCAAGAAGCUCACCAAAAUGGUGAAAGACAACGAGGCCAUGAGGGAGGAACUGGUGAAGUAUCGCUCUGUCUACGGUGACGUUGAUGCAUCUUUGACUGUUGAAGAUGUUGCUGACUCUCCUCACACUCGUGAGGCAGAAGUCAAAGUUCACCUAAAACUAGUGGAAGAAGAGGCAAACCUUCUGAGCCGACGAAUUGUGGAGCUAGAGGUGGAUAACCGUGGGCUUCGUGCCGAAAUGGAUGAUCUGAAGAUCCAGGAAUCCCCAGGUGGUGUUAGCAUCCCAGGAGGAGUUGGAGGUCAUCUUCUGCUUUCCUCAUCAAAUGAGAAUGUGAUGGAGCUACAGCGCCACCUACAGUUUGUUGAAGAAGAGGCAGAGCUGUUGCGGCGAUCGCUGAUUGAAAUGGAAGAGCAGAACAAGCUCUUGAUGAAUGAGCUCAAUCACUACAAAUCCGAGCUUCCUGCUGUCACUGAGAUUGAGCCAACCGCAACCAUUACGUCACCCACAAUCAUUUAUGGAGCUUCUGAAGAUGGAGGAUCUGGUCCAAAUGAAGCUGUCUAUAAAGAAUUGCUGGCUACCAGGCUGCAGAUUGCAGAGCUGAAUGGAAAGGUAAAGAAGCUCCAGUAUGAGAAUCGAGUACUUCUCUCCAACCUCCAACGGUGUGACUUGGCCUCCAACCAGGGCUCAGAGCGUCCAGCACUUGAGACCGAUGCUGAAGCAGGGGACUCGGCUGAGUGCCUCCCCAGCCAAACGCAUCAUGAGGGGCCUGUUGGGGAUGAGCGAAUCAAUAUUUUUGGGGAGAAGAAUCAAAAAGUUUCAGGAACAAGACAUAUUCAUACAUCUCAGUGCCUCAGCAUUAAGGAUCUUCUCGCAAUCCGUGACCAGGCUCAACUCGUUACCUCAGCCAUUCAGCUUCUUACGUCACCCAACUCCACCUGCCUCUCAGCUGAUGUCAUCUAUCACAAAAUCACAGCCAAUGAGUCUGCAGAACCAGUUCUUUUGGAGAAGAUCCAGACACAGGGGUCCACGCUGCCUUUGGUGGAGGCCCUUCAUGGGAGACUGGAGUCCCUUCAGGCUCAGCUGCAGGCCCUCAGUGAGAGGGUGGAUGCUCUGGGGCAGUCCCCCGAGAGGGAGCAUGUGGAAGGGUUGUCCCAGUUGCUCCUGCUUUCCGAGUGUGGGGACCCUGCAGCAAAUUGCUCAUGCCCUGCAGAUGCUCAGGUUGACCAGAACACAGUCCAACAAAAGCCUGACUCUAGAGACCAGCCAGACUGUGAGGUCAAAGUUCACCCGUGCAAGGCAGAGAAGGAGAGCAGCAGCCACAAAGACAGCAACAAAGAUGAAGAGCCUGACUUGAAGGAAGCAAACGCUGUUCUGCUGUCAGAGCAGGUUGGUGAGCUGCUCGCUCUGUUGUCAGAAGCGAGAGAGAAAGCUCAGGGAGCACAGGAAGCACUGUCACAGGAGAGACAUGCACACCACAUUGACACGCAUAAACUCUCUCAGUUUCAUGAAGAGCAUCAGAAGGCCCUCCUCCGUCGAGACUUCCAGCUGCAGAGUCUGAGUCUACAGACGCGUAUACAACAGAAGCUGUGGAGUCAGGAGAGGAACCUGCUGGUACAGGAGUCACAGCAGCUCAAAGAGAGUCUGCUGCUCAUCAGCCUCAAACUGCGCUGGCUCCUGAAACAGUGGAGAAUCGGCAAGAAACUAGACAUAGAGGGCAAAGAUAUACUGGAGGUAAACAGUGUCAAGGAUCUCCGUAUUUUGCUUGAGGAAGAUGGACUUUCUUCUCACUAUGUAGACAACAAGAUGUCGGCUGCUGAGGAGCAAACACUCAACCCUUCACCCAAAGAGCACACCAUCACAGAGAAAAGCUGCACACAGCAGCCUAGCUGUUUUGGCAGUACUCUGUCGGACCUGAAGGUGGCGUUACAAGAUCUUAGCACCGAGCUGCGCGAGGAGCAACAAAGUUCUCAAGAGCUAACGCAGCAGUUUGCCCGUGCUAAAGCAUCAUGGGAAGUUGAGCGGAUUGAACUCAAGAGCAUCAUCAUUCAGCUGGAGGGAAAAGUGGGGAAAUCUUCUGUGACUGAGGGUGAAAAGGAAUCUCCAGAUCUCAAGGGGGCGCUGAAAAAGGAGCGAGAGGAUCAUCAACACCUGCUAGCGGACUCUUACGCUGCCGUGAUGGACCUCACCAAACAGCUGCAGAUUAGUGAGAGGAACCGGAGUCGAGAGAGACUAGAGCUGCUGGAGCACUUCAAACAGGAAAGAAGCCAAUGGGAACAGCAUUUAAGAGAUGCCCAGAGCAAAAGCACACAGGCUCUUUACGAUAAAACCUCAGAGAAGGAAACAUCAGCGGAUACAGCCACCAACAGCUUUGCCUUACAAAGGACAAAGUCUGUUUCCGCCCUCUCUGAAUUUAAGAGUCUGCUGGACACCAGUCUCUUCCUUCUUGGACACAAUGUCAACGGUGUACAAGAUGGAAAUGUUGGGCAGCACCAAUCCACCGUCCAUUUGUCCCUGCUGGCUCGCACUGAUCUGAGUGACCUUAACAAGAAGAAUUGGAAGUACCUUACCAGCGAUUAUGCCAUAUUUGAGAAGGGCGACCAAUUUAAGACAUGGGACUGCCCGAGAACCAACUCCAACAGCAGCUUCCCAGGACUGGAGCUGAGCAAGGAGUACAUCCAAAGAAGCUACACCGCUCCAGAUAAGACAGGCAUUCGCAUCUAUUAUAGUCCUCCAACAGUGAGAAGAAUGGAGAGGAGGCCAGUCAAGGAAAAGGCUCAGCAGGAGCCCCAGCAUGGAUUUGCAUCAAGGGACAUAGACAUGAUGGAUCCAUCAGGUCAAACCUCUGAAUCAGCACCCUUAUCAACCACUUCCGCAUCAUCUUAUGAGCAAUGGUUGAGUUCACUUUCACAGGAGCAUAGAGACCUACUUGAGGGACAAACAGGAGGUUCUGCUCCAUUCCAUGGACUGGAGAUUUCAGGCAACCUUAGUGAUGACAUGAAGGAGAUGACCAACUGCGUGCGACAGGCCAUUCGCUCCAGUUCCCAGGAGAGGAAGUGCAGUAAAGAUACUGGGAGCCAAACUGUGGGUGUUUCUAGUACAGGAACGCAAACAGCACAGUUUGUCAGCAUUGGCCUACAAACGGAUGGCCCUGUUUCAACAGCUAGAGGCAUUCAAGGGAAAGUGUGGUCUCCUCGUCCAUCCACCUCACUUGCAUCAUCACGGUCCCGACAAAUCUCAUCAUCGCUGGAGAAAGUCCACAGUCGCAUAGAUAGACCCUGUUGCUCACCCAAAUAUGGCUCACCCAAGCUUACCCGUAGGAUCUCUACCUCCUCCUCUAAACUUGAGACCUCCUCCACAUCCUCAAAGGAACGCAGUGUCUGGAAUCUUCAAAACCGCAGUGGAUCACAGAAUGGUUCUGCAUGGGCACGUUCCACCACCACUCGUGACAGUCCAGUGCUUAGCGGCCUCAACGAUGGCUUGUCCAGUCUUUUCAGUGUGGUGGAACACUCCGGAAGUGUUGAAUCACUAUGGAAAGCAGAUCCGUGUCCAGGAAGACAAGCCGCUGGGAAACCCUCCUGUCCUAGCUUUGGAAUUGGUUUGGGAGAAGCUGCAGCUCAGAGGAAUGGAAUGGUCCAGGAGUUUUUCCGCAACGUUUGUGGCAGGACAGCACCAGUGGGCACCAUGGACGAACCAAAACUUGAAAGCCUCCCUGGAUCCUUGAUUGGAACAGACAACAUUACGAAGAUCGUCAAUAAGAGGUUUAUGAAAACACAAAGAGACGAGUUGGUAGCCACAGGAAAGGACACAAUGAGCAUAAGCUCUAGUACCCUGGAGGAUUCCUUUUGUGACUGUACCUCACAAACCCUCACUACCUGUUUUGCCCGUCACUCCCGUGCUACCACGCGGCACACCAAUGGUCAGUGUAGGCACCGUCUGCAAGAGACAUCAAUCACGACUGAAGAACGAUUUGAUACCAGUAAUGAGUGAUGGGGAUGGCUUCUGUUGAUGCUUCCCAACAAGUAUACAGCAAAAAACUCUUAACACUCCCAAAACACUCAGCCUUGCACAUUGCCACACAAACAAACUGCCACAUACGCCAAUACACAGACACACCUCAAACCAAACACAUACAUAUUACUUCACACCUGUCAAAAUCCACAAAACUUUUUUCAGAACAAGACCUCAGUCUAACCAGCACACUUUAAUGCCAAGGAAGGGGAGGGAGCAUUGACCUCCCCUUUUGGUCCACCAUUCCACUCUCAACCAGCCCGAUUCUCUUUGUUAUUCCAUAAUUCCAGAGUAAGCCAGCCAGACCUGCCUUUGAAGUCCACUAUCCCAUUCCACAGUCAACCAGCCAGACCUCUCCUUAAACUCUGCCAUUCCACUGUUCUUCAUCCAGCCAACAGGACAGCUAACUUUAUUUUACCAUUUCAAUCAACUUGAGACAACUUGACAAACCCAAGAUAUCACUAGGGAUAACAUUUCAGUAGAUAUAAAGGGAAAUGCAGCUGAAAGAUCCUCAACAUGGCUUUCAGUAAAAGGAAAGGUUACAUCACAACUGCCCAACAACCCAUAUACCUGCCCUCUGAUAGCUGUAAAAUUGUUCUGUCACCAGCCCUUGAGGGGUUCAACAAGUUCACUAUAAAACUCAGCAUUUCAAACAUCUAAAUUAGACUGCCGUUGCUUUAGAUAGUCUAGAAAAAGUUUAUUCUUUGGAAGUGUUAUCAUCUAAACCCAAUGUGGUCUGAAUUUUUUCUUUCCCAAACUGUCCAUUUUCAUUCCACUGACAAUCAUCAAUCAUUGAAGCCUCUUUCAACCAAUGUACAAACUAACUGGGACAACUGUCAAUUUCAAACAAGCCAGAUACGAAACUUUGAAUCCACUCCUGGACCCGAUCAUAUGAUUGAUUAUAUUGCAUUCGGAAUCUGUCCUUUUUUAAAGACUUUGUAUGCUGUCUGAAAAUGUCUACGGAGAGAAUGUUGGUAGUAGGGAUUUGCACGGAUAGUCGUUAUUCAGUUAACUGUUUGAUGCGCCUGUAUUCGAAUACCAAAAUUACUAUUUGGAUAUUCUAAGUGCACUAGAGGUAUUCAAUACAAUCCAAGCCUGACGAUACCCAACAAAGCAUCAGGUUUUGGGCCAGGUUUGGGUUCGUUUUUCAAGUACAGGGUGAGUUUUGACUCUUUGACCGCUGCGCCCAUUGUUUUUUGGCAAAGUUUUAGUGCUUGAUAAACCAAUGUUUUUUUCCUUUUUGCUCUGGUGUGCAGACAUUAAUUCCACAUGUUAAAUGUUAUACCAUUUAAAAAUCAGAGCAUCCUGAAUUGGCUAACAAACCAUAACUUCAUGCACAUAACAAUACUAGCGUUUGCCCGGGCAGAGCACAUAUCAGGUUUGGUCUUAAAUUACAUAUAUUCCAUUGGUUAAGAAAAGUAUGCUGCAGGUAGUGACAGUUUGAUUAUUUUUGUUUUACUUUAUUGUGAAGGAUGUUUAUCAUUUUAAGAUCUAUGUAUUGUGCUAUUUAAGGUCAUAGCCCAUUGUGGACUUUAUACCCUACUAUUUUGAGUAGUGUUUGAUGCAUAUCCAUUGCAAUAAAUGUAACUCCCAAGUCCGACUCCCAACAAAUAGCCGAAUAACCAUUUGUGAAUCUUUGUGGUAAACUGAAUUUUACAAACGGUAACCGUGCAAAUCCUUAAUUGGUAGCUGUAGAGUAGGAAGAUCAGUUGUUUUGUUUGCUUUGGUACUUUGUACUAUAAGUGUGUGAACAUUAGAACAUUAACACAUCUCCAUUCCCUGACUAGGAUAUCCACAUGAAUUUUAAAGUUUAAAGUACAUUUCUGUAAUUGUCCCCCUCUUCUAUAGAAGACAUUUUGCUAGGUCUAUCUUUCUAUCUAGGUUUACCUCUCCAUUCUCUGCCAUCAUGUUGAUAUAAUCCUAAUAGACCUUAGUCAGGGUAAAUGCCUUAUUUGACAUGAUGAAUAAGAGGCUGUAAGUGAUAUGUUUAAAAUGAUGUACACUCUCUGGACAGGCUUAGAGAAAAAGCUGCUUUGAAUGGUGCUGGGCACACAUUCAUGAAUGCCUCCAUGUUGAGAUCAUUAUGCUGUCUAACCUGACUAAGGUCUAUAAUCCUAUUUUGACUUCUUUCUAGGCCCCAUUAAAGCCUCAUACUUAGUGACAAAAUACAAAUUACUCAGAUAUCAGAUACAUAAACAGAGAUAUGUUUAAGACUGAAACAUUGAAUUGAAAUUGGCCAUAGUGAUAUUUUGAGAUUAGUGAGAUUUAUUCAGAUAAUCCAAAAAUAUCAUCCAUAUUCUGACCGUUUGUUCAUGUAGCCAUGCAGUUAUUGUAAUACAAGCGUGUGCCUCCCUCUAGCUGCCCCUACAUCAGAGUCGAUUCUCGGCGAGUAUGUUUGGUAAAGUGUUUUCUGCAAACUUCAGUUGGAGUGGUGCUGCAAAAACUAAAGUUUAGUACUUUUUAAGUGCAUUUUUGGGCUUUGAUGACAUACAUUAGAGAAAACAUAUUUGUAUGCAUCUCUCAAGCUAUAAGGACAUGAUGGCUCAGCUCUUUCAUAAGGCAUUAGGGGAUAUUCAGAAUAUGAUCACUUUUUCCAGUUGUUCAACAUUUGGCCUUGUCAAAAAGAAAAAGAAAUAAUAAUAUCCCAGUGGCUCCUCUUUAUCCAUCAAAGCCUCGCCAUACAUCCCACAGCUACCUCUUAACUUAGAACUGUAUCUUACUAAGCCCAUUUAUGUUUCAUAUUGAAGGUCACUAGAGUGCCUUUUGUUAUUAAAGCAACAGGAUAUCUGUUAGGAGUAAGUCUUUGAGGAACUGCCUAUUGACCGCAAUGAAAUAACAGAUACUAUUAGCUACUGAAUCCGUCCAUUUCUUAGUAAUACAAAAUAUUAGGCAAAGUCUGUUUUUGAAAAAUGUAUUGAAGUGGAAAUCCAGUCUGUGUACAUUAUAUUUGAUUAUGGAUGCCAAAAUUCAUUUUAGGGCACAUACUUUUAGUAUUGAUCACCCAUGAAUUGUGAGUAAGAUCUGACAUUAAUAUGAUCAGUCCUACCUUUCUUUAUAAGACAUUUUCAUCCUAUUUCAAUGUUCCAUGAUUUAAGUCUGACAUUGUAGUUUUGCUCACAGUACAAAUGAGACAAAAGAUGUACCUUUCCUUAAAGUGUCCCUUAACCGGCCAGACAUCGUGUUCAUGUUUCUAAGCUUGGUCAGAUGACCUCUAAUUUACUCAGACGGGGAAUUUUCAUAGCUCAGGAGGCAAACUCUGAGCGCUCCCAACCAAAGUCUAUUUCAAACCCCAAUGAUGGGUUGAGAAAGGAAAAUAUUAAUGCACCCCAAAUUUACGAGAAGAAUGUACAGUAUAUAAUGACAAUUGGACACUUCUAGAGCAAAUAUUAAACCAUUAACAGCUGUUUUACUCCUCCUGUUGUCUUAAAAAACUGCACUGCCCUUUUGUCCUUCGGGUCAUUUUUGACCUAUAAUGAAAUCAAAAUGCUAAUUAUUCAAUAUAUAUAUAUAUUGAAUAUUUGUGGAGUAACAUAAUUAAAAAAAAUACUUUUAGCAUUUUAUAAAUAUAUAAAAUAUAUUACAACAAUUUCUUAUUUAUUUUGCUUGUAGAAAAUCAACAGUGUACAUUUUAAAGUUAAAAUUUUAGUGCAUGUCUAUUUCACAAAUUAAUCUGUAAUGCCUUUGCCAGCAGUCAAAAUGGGCCCACUUUGAAUGUCCAUUGUAACAAAUCCAUUUCUUUUCACUAAUGUUAAACAUAUUGUUGCAGCGUUACAGUUAGUAAUUUAUUAUUCCUAACAUAUAAACUGUUCGAUACUGUAACAAAGUUGACAUUUUUUUUUUAUAUUUUGGGGUCAAAUGUUAUUUAUAGUUGUACAAAAAAUUAUUUCAAUCUGUAUAACAUUCAGAAAGUGUGAAAGUGAAAGGUGUCUUGGUUCUUCCCAUUCUGGUCAGAACUUACAAUGGAAGGAAAA
Messenger RNA from Xyrauchen texanus (razorback sucker), 8797 nucleotides. Its product is annotated as protein SOGA1-like. NCBI's taxonomy places the organism in Eukaryota, Metazoa, Chordata, Actinopteri, Cypriniformes, Catostomidae. Gene Ontology annotation, biological process: regulation of autophagy. The coding region runs from base 123 to 4805 and encodes 1560 amino acids. The transcript is spliced from 14 exons. The record is from RefSeq and is a predicted model, not a curated record.